CCCGCCCCCACCUGCCCGACCCGGGCUGUUUGCGGCGCCGUUGCCAGGGAAGACGGAGCGCGCCGCCGCCGCCGCCCCUCUGCAGCGCCUGGAGGGGGGGGGGGGCAGACAAGCCGGGCAGCCGCAGCCGCAGCAGGGCCCAGCCGCCGCCACCCCGCCCGCCCGCCCGCCCGCAUGCACGAUGGCCCGAGAAGCCGGGCGCUGACGGCUCAUCGGCGGGGGCGGGCGGCAGCAGCGGCGCCAUGGUCUCCUGGGUCAUCUCCCGGCUGGUGGUGCUCAUAUUCGGCACUCUAUACCCCGCAUAUUACUCUUACAAAGCUGUAAAAUCGAAGGAUAUUAAAGAAUAUGUAAAAUGGAUGAUGUAUUGGAUCAUAUUUGCCAUCUUCACAACAGUAGAGACAUUCACAGACAUUUUUCUUUGCUGGUUUCCAUUUUAUUAUGAACUCAAAAUAGCUUUUGUAGCUUGGUUGUUGUCUCCAUACACAAAGGGGUCCAGCCUGCUAUACAGAAAAUUUGUACACCCAACACUGUCCUCAAAAGAGAAGGAAAUUGAUGACUGCCUAAUCCAAGCAAAAGAUCGAAGUUAUGAUGCCCUGGUGCAUUUUGGAAAACGAGGAUUGAAUGUUGCAGCAACAGCUGCUGUGAUGGCAGCUUCCAAGGGUCAAGGAGCUCUCUCAGAAAGACUCCGGAGCUUCAGCAUGCAAGACCUCACCACCAUUCGAGGAGAGAGCAGCAGCGCUGUGUCCCCACCUCCUUCUGCCCCGACCAUUUCAGUUCGGAAAAGCAUCAAGCAGAGCCAGCCCAAAACAGCCAGAACUGCAUCAGGAAGUGCUGGAUGUUUAGUGUGUUCAUGUUGUUUGGAGGGCCGAAUCAUCGUAGAGGGUGAGGCAGAGUGUGGAGUUGUAUCUGAGGAAAGCAGUGAACCAGCUAAAGGCGUAUUUCCUUAUGAUGAAAACUCUUUUGAAUGUGCAUCCAAGACUAAAAGAGAUGAAGCCAUUGAGAGACCCUUCUGUGAGUUCCUAUGCUCGCCAUCUGAUCAGUGCAAGAUCAGUAAUGAAACAGAGCCAACCAUACAGGCACCACCCAGAAGCCUUAGGCCUCGCUUCCGGAAGAAAAGCACCUCACCACUUACCAGUGAAACCCUGUGAAGAGCAAGUGGCAUCAACAGAAUGUCUCUCCUCUGCCUUAAAGGUCUAUUUCAUUAUUAACAUUGAAAGACCAGUGGUGAGGUUGGCAGAGGGUCGAUGAUGCAGCGCUGCAGACUUGGCUGUUCUCACUUUCCUUCUGCUGUUUGCGGAUGCUGCAGAGGCGGCCAGAACUGCUGAACAGGCAGCAGCAAUCUCGGAGCAUCCCCACUUCUCCUGACUCCCUGCAUAUUUUUCAUUUUUAAAUUUGUUUUUCUCUAGCCACCUUCCAGCUACACUGACUGGACUGUAUAUUUGUAAUUAUUUAGUUUCAUCUUCUUCGUUUUAGCUCUGUGAAUGAAAACAGGAAAACCUGUUCUAAAUAGUUGAAAUAUUAUUUAUUUGGUUUUAUAAUAUAUGAAGUGGCGGGGGGGGGGGAUGGAUUUUUCUACACAAGCUGUCAUCACCUUAGCAAGUCUGUGAAUGAUGUGAACAAAAACCUUUUAAUUCUUUCGACAUACAUUGAAAAGCUUUAUCUCAAUUUCUGUUAUCUUGUUGGUUAUCACGUGUACUUGUAAUGAAUUACUUCAUUGGAAAAGUGAGGUGAGAGUAGAGCUGAAGAAACACAGUGACAAAAAAUAAGUGAACUAUCACAAUUUAUAGCCUUAGUUUUGAUACGACUAAACAAGGGAUGUUUCCAUACAGAUGUUUUACUUUGCCUUGGCCCUCUUUUCAGGAGCAUCCACAUGAUGCUGGCCUCUACUUGUCCUGCUUCCAUGUUUUUUACCACUUUGCAACAGUCUUUCUCAAAGUUGGUUUGUUAUAAUUUUUUUGGAAAGAUUUGCAGUCAUAGUGCCUUUGGAUACCAUGCAGAUAGGAGUAUGGAUUGGGGGACGGGGAGGCUUUAAAAUAUUAGGAAUUGUCAGAUAAUUUUACUGCUUCAUUGUUGUAAUAAUUUAUUACAAAAUGUACUAGUCCCCAACUUUCAUUUUUAAAAAAAUGCAUUUAGCGUUUUUGUCAGAGUUAUAAAGCGAAAUGUGUAGCAUGCACUUUCUCCUUACAACCCUGCAACAAAAAGGAUCUGGAGGCUUGCUAUUUUUAAAAAUGAAAGAUAGUAUAUCAUUAUGUGCUAACUGGUUUGGCAAUUCCUGAUUUUUUAAAGACCCCCUAGUAGAGGGGAAGGAAUUGCUCCCUAUGGGGAAUAAUGUUUUGCGGAUGAUUUAGAUUAAGGCUGCUGUACAAAACAUAUUGAUGUGAUUCACACAUGCAGGAGAAAGAGAUGAGAAUGAAAUGGUAGACUCCUGAGAUCAUAGAAUGGACUGCGCCUCUUUAGACUACACCGGGAGGAUCACAUUUUGGAAUGCUUCCCUACAAGGAGAUGUAAAUUGUCUGAAAGUUUUCAAGCUCUGAAGGGAAAAUUAGGUGGGGAGAAUGAAAUUUUGUGGGAAACUGAAAUAUAUGGAGUACUUUCCUAUCAAAGCCAAACAUUUCCCCUCCUUUUACAAUAUAAAACAUAGGAUUAAUAACUAGGCUAGUAUAUAAAAUUGUACUGCCCAGCAUAUUUAUGAAUUUAGAAGUAUAAAUGCCUUAGUUUUCUUCAAAUAAAACUGCAAAUAUACCUAGCACAUGAGAGAGAUGCACUGCUGUGCGUGCCUCUUCCUCUUUGUCAUGAGAAGUGAGAAAUGUAACAGCUGAAAUCAGAAAUAAAGAAAAUAUAUCAUUUGGACAGAAACAGUCUCCUACAAUAACAAUGAGGACUGCCCGCAUGUCUGGAUAUCAAAUUCAGCUUUAUCACUCAUUAAUAUAAUAUUAUUAAAUACAUUAUAGCUUAGCUUAUUAGUCAUAUUUAAACAACGAACAUAUCCUUGAAAAUAUCUUGCAUGUGUCAACAGUAUACACAGGAAUUUUAGUUAAAUGCCUUAGAUAAAAUCUGCAUAUUACACAUUUUCAGUAACACUUUGUCUUAAUUUUUUUCACUUUUUCAAAAGAAUAUUUUUUUCUUAGAACUUCACAAAACUUCCUUUCCCCCCCUUUCUUUCUCAAAAGAAAGAGGCUAAAAAGGAGAGUAAAAGCUUUCAUCUGUGGUGAUAUUUUUCUGUUUGCAUGGAAAUUAUUUUAGAAGGAACAUUUUGAAUGGGUAUCCAUCACCAGCCAAGUGGCUCAGCCCAUUCUACCAUCUCAUUCUCCGGCAUGUGCAAACCAACCUCCAUUUGGCUGAAAUUUUCCAAGAAAAGAUGAUGAGGGUUGUGUCUCUGAAAUGAAAAAAGCUUAAAUGAACUUAUAAAUCUCAACAGCAGUUUUAGAAGACACUGGCAGAAAGCAUUCAAGCAUAUUUUGUAAUAAUAAAAGCUAAUAUGUAAGUCAGCUCUCAUUAAAACGCUGGUUGGUGUGCAUGCCAACUCCACCUUGCCUGCCCGAGGAUUUUAAUUCUAAAGGUUUCCCCGGCAUGUAUAUACUAGUUUCGCUCAGAGAAGGACAGCAAGAGAUUGCAGAUGUAGUUUGGAAAGAAUUUUGACGGUGGUCUAGUUUCUGACGUAUUAGAUAGCAAUAUCAUGUAGCUUAGAUGAUACAUCAGUAGUGUUAGAGAAGUGUUAAAGGAAAAAUAAAGAGAGAGUUCUAGGAUAUACAUUUGUCCUUCAGACUAAUGUAUUCUGCAAGUAUAAAGCAUGCGAAAUUGAGAAUUCUGUAGCCUUUUGUGUUUGCUGUUAGAUCAGUAUUGUUGUCUAGGAAAAAUGCAGCAUGGCAAGACAUAAAGAUCUUGCUGCUGAUAAAGAUUACAAGAGAUAUUGCUAACCUCCUUUAGGCAAAGCUGUGAUGUAGUGGCAGGCAGCACAAUUUGGGGGGGGGAAGGUUGCUGUUCUGUGGCACAGCCAUAGCACAGCUGGCACAAGCUCUCGUUCCGGAGAUGCAGUGGUAUGUGCUGCUGCCACACCACUUCCUAGCACUGGUGAAAAUGACCCUUAAAACUGGUGCAAGUGCCAUUUUCUUCCACAACAUUUCCCCUCCCCCACACCCCUUGUGGAUUGAGCUGUUAGUGUUUCAGGAUCCCAAAAUUAACAUUAUGAACUGACCUUGUAAAACCUCUGUCAGAUUAAGGAUCCAUAAUUUAUUCUCCCUUUUAAUGCUAGAACAUGCUGAAGUUUUUGGAAAGCCUUAAAAAGCGCCCCCAUGACAGAGGCGUGCCUCAGCCUCGCCGCCCUCUUGAAUCCAUUGUCAUUUCAGUUGGUGAAUCAAGAAUGGAGAGAGCAGGUUCAAAAUAUUCAAGCAGAGCAUGUGCAUCAGAACUUUCUUUUGUGGGGAGGGGGUCAGCUUGAUUAUUUGUAGAAAAUCUGUAUAUUUUCACACACAAAAUAUUUCAAAAAUUGCUAACGAUUGUAGCUGAAAUUAUAUUUUAUCACUAUGUUGUAUGUGAUGGAAUAAAAUGGGGGGGGGGGAGUUUACAAUCAGGAGAAUAAAAUUGGCAACGGGGAGUUUACAACUCAAUUAUGCCAAAAAUACAAAUUACAAAUACAAAAUACACACCAAGUUAAUAGAUGUUUAUCUGAUCUGCAGUUUUGAGUCAGUAUUAGUGUAGUGGUUAAGCGCAGUGAAUUCUAAUUGGGAGAAUGGGUUUGAUUCCCAACCAUGGUUCUCUCAGAACUCUCUCAGCCUCACCUAUUGUGAGGAGGAGGAGGGGAAGGGAAGGUGGCUGCAAGCUGUUUCGAGAUUCAUUAAGCGGUAAAGAAAAGCAGGGUAUAAAAACCAACUUUUCUACCUAUGAAGCCUCUUUUAAAGUGAUGGGACAUUUUUUCCCAAGCUAGUUGGCAACCUGGAAGUAUAUGCAACUGUAUAAUCUGUUACAGAUAAUAAUUUGGGAAAAACGGCCAGCUCAAAGCGUAACAUGGAGAAUAACAGCUUUUCUUUAAUGGCCCCCACACAAGUGCUCUUCUAAUUAUCAUGAAGUGGCAUCAUUAAGGAUGCCAACAAUGAACACACCCUGUUCUUAACAAAACAAUUUUUGGAAGCAACUGUGGAAGUCUGUAAUACAUGGUAUUCUGGCAUCUUAUUCUGGCUUCAAUUCAAGGAGGACAGCAGGAGAGGGGUGAGGGUGAGCCAGCAGGGCUGCUACAACCAACAGAACGUCACCACCCAUGACGACAGCCCUGGCAAAGGUCUGUACGUUGUUCUUCCACAAAGCGUUUCCCCUUGGGAUCACUCCUAGCAGAUGCACACAGCCUCUCCCCUACCACACAGCCUGCCAAGCUGAGGGCUCCAAAUCGGUCUGAUUCCUUGGAGAAUCUCCUCUGCCUGCCCACUGUACCAGUGAAGAUGCUGUUUGUCUGUGAAAUGGGACCACUUUUUCCCCACACUUCUAAAAUUUGGCAUCUCAUUUAUAGCUUGCCUUUCUCAAUGAGACUCAAGGUGGAUCUCAUGAGAGGGGUAUCAUCUCUAAAAAAUUUAUCCCAGUUGGCUGGGAAGUCAACAGUUACAGCUAGAAAAAUUUCAGAGGGUUCCAGGCUGGUCUGCAAUAGAACAGUUAGACCCAGGGGAGAAGCUUUUGAGUGUCAAAUCUAACAGCUAGAAAUACCCCUCGAAACCAAUAUAGAAGAAUAAAAUAGACUAGAGAAAAUAAACGCAUAACUAUAACUAUAAAGUAAAAGAUUUAAAGGGCAAAAUGAACUGAGAGCCAAUAUAAAUAAAAUCUGAGCGCAUACCUAUAUUUUAUUGUUAAAGCAAAUCAAAGAGAACUUUCAUGCAGAGCUCUAGAACUUACAAAAACAUUAAAAAGGUGAGACAUUGAGCCAGUGAGGUGUAGUGAACACAAUGUUAGCUUAGGAUCUGGGGAACAAAGUAAAAAAUAGUCCAGUCUCUCUCUUUCAGUCUAACCUACCUCGCCGAGUUGUGAGAGAAAUGAACUAGAGGAGAACUAUGUAUAGCACCUUGAACAUCCGUCUUGGAGAAAGAGUAGGAUAAAAAAAAAGUACUAAUUUAUAAUAGUAGCGAAAUAUCUGGCUCCCUAGCAAGAUAUACUGCCUAUUAUCUUCAAACCAUAUUCUACAAUCUGUGUACUUAAAGAACUGAUGUGAUAAUGUACUGUGAUGGUUAACUCUUCUGUUUUGAUGUUUAUUUUGGAUAUCUGUUUUGCACUUCACACACGAUUUAAAAUUAUAACAAACACUGUAUGUUGAAAAGUGAUACAUCUUGAUGACCAAUAUCUGAAGUUGUAUAAUAGAGUUUCUUUCCUGUGAUUGAUAGUAAUGCCAUUCUAGCAUGAAAGUUGUAAUAAUGCAUGUUAUGGUCAAACAUUGAUAGUAUUUUGCUGGUUGUGUUAUAUUGCUUGAUACACAUCUUGAAAAUAAAGUCUUAAAUUUUCUUUUUAACCCCCCCUCCCAACCUUUACACAGUAAAUAUUUAACAUGACUUUGUAUCAUUAGUAUCACUAUCCCUGUAGUUGUGUACCUCUAUAGCAUUUGUCGUGCUAAACCAAUAUACAAACUGAACAUCA
Messenger RNA from Sphaerodactylus townsendi, 6609 nucleotides. RefSeq names its product receptor accessory protein 1 (gene REEP1). Gene Ontology annotation, molecular function: microtubule binding. Lineage: Eukaryota; Metazoa; Chordata; Lepidosauria; Squamata; Sphaerodactylidae. The coding region runs from base 243 to 1148 and encodes 301 amino acids. The transcript has 10 exons. Gene Ontology annotation, biological process: endoplasmic reticulum tubular network organization. Gene Ontology annotation, cellular component: endoplasmic reticulum tubular network; cytoplasmic microtubule; endoplasmic reticulum membrane. The record is from RefSeq and is a predicted model, not a curated record.